AAAAUAUUAUAUAUUAUUUAUUUAUUCUCCUUAAAAUCAUUAUUGUACUCAUCAUUUAACUAUAAUACAUUAUUAUUAGAAGCUCUAAUAAUAAUUGAGUUUGUUAUAAUUUUACUUCAAGAAAAUCAAAAAUGGGGAAAAAAUAUAUAAAUAAAAUAAAAAAAUUAAUUUAAAUUUGUAAAAUAAAAUUAAAAAAGCAUGAUUCUGCUAUACAAAACGCAAUGUUAGUUGAUCCCCUCAACUCAACUCUUUAACUACCCUAUAAUUUUUCCUCUCUCUUCCAUUACUUUUUCCUGCAUUCACCUGGCAAAAACAAACAAAAAACCCAGAAACACCCAUUAAUUAAUUUCUCAAAAUGAAGUGUUUUCAUUUCAAUAAUGGUGAAAGAAGAUCAGAAGAUGGGGAAGAGGAUGUGGUUACAUCAGGAAGAGCAAGAGUUUCUUGGGCUCGUUCUUUGAGUAUUGCUAGUAGUACAACUAGUACUAGCACUACUACUGAGUUAAGACGAUCUGAGUUCUCUGGUGACUCAGAGUUUUCUGGAUUUUUCUCUUUGUUAGCUCAGAAUCGUGGGGUUUGUAACGAUCUGAGAGUGUUUAGUUUUGCUGAGUUGAAAUCGGCAACUCGUGGGUUUAAUCGAAGUCUUUUGAUUGGUGAAGGAGGAUUUGGUUGUGUUUAUAGAGGAAAUAUUCAUAUUAAUGACAUUAAUGAGAAUGAGAGUAAUGAUUUUACCAUUUCCAAGAUUGAUGUUGCUGUUAAACAGCUUAAUCGUUAUGGUUUCCAGGGGCAUAAAGAGUGGAUCAAUGAAGUGAAUUGGUUAGGUGUAAUUAAGCACCCAAAUCUUGUUAAGUUAGUUGGAUAUUGUGCUGAGGAUGAUGAAAGAGGGAUUCAAAGACUUUUGGUGUAUGAGCUUAUGAAGAACAAAAGCUUGGAGGAUCAUCUUAUGGAUCGUGUGCCCUCACCAUUGCCAUGGAUGACGAGGCUCAAAAUUGCACGAGAUGCUGCUCGUGGAUUGGCAUAUUUGCACGAAGAAAUGGAUUUUCAGCUAAUAUUUCGAGAUUUUAAAACAUCAAAUGUGUUAUUGGAUGAAGAUUUCAAUGCCAAGCUCUCAGACUUUGGAUUGGCUAGGCUGGGGCCUGCUGAGGGAUACAGCCAUGUUUCAACAUCAGUAGUAGGAACAGUGGGUUAUGCAGCUCCUGAGUAUGUCAUGACUGGCAAGUUAACUGUCAAGAGUGAUGUAUGGAGUUUUGGCGUAGUUCUCUUUGAACUCAUAACAGGAAGACGAGCAGUUGAAAGAAAUCUACCACGGAAUGAACAGAAGCUCUUGGAUUGGAUUAGACCCUUUGUAUCGGAUUCAAAAAAAUUCCACUUGAUUGUAGAUUCACGGUUGGAGGGACAAUUCUGUAAGAAAACUGUGUGGAGACUAGCAUCGUUAGCAAACAAAUGUAUUGCUAAGCAACCCAAAGCUCGCCCUAAAAUGAGCGAGGUUGUUGAAAUACUAGGUAGUAUCAUAGACGAGGCAUCAUCACAGGAAGACACAGAUCAGUCCAAGCCCAAUAAACAAGCUGAAGAUGAAUGUGAAGACCUCGAAGGAGAAACAGAACCCAAAGUGGAAACGGAGCACAUAAAACCUGGGAACAAUUACCUUAGGAAAGUGUUGGACAUAAAAGAAAUGGUCAAUUUAAGGAACAAAUCUAUUGGGAAGCUAGAUUGGAAGAAUUGGACUCCUGGGUUAGUCAAAACUUCAUGAUCAAGACGCCCUUCAAUUGGGUUUCGACUGCUAUCUGAUGAUGCUAACAAGUGUAUCGAAAACUUUCAGUAGAUCAGCUGCAACUUUUUUGUUUCGAUGAUUUACUUAUUUGAUUCAAACCCUCCUUCCCUUGGGCCUUGGUUGGGAAAGUGAGGGUGGUUGCAUAUGUAAAUAUAGGUGUAAAUUAUUGCAUAGAAAAGCUCUUAAGGCUUGCUUUGCAUUUUGGUAAGUGUUGUUUCCUGGUCUGUGGAUCACCCCUCUUUUCGUUUUCGGGCAAGUUCUUGCAGUUGAAAGCGCAUUUAGCGACCAGAUGUGAAAAACCAAAGGACUAUUGUAUUAUUUCCCCACAAUUUGCUAAACAUUCACCAUUCUUGAUAAGAUUAUUGAACUGUGUUUUUUAGUUGAAUCCUCAUUUCCUAGUAAUCUUGGUACAAGUUUGAUCCUAAUAACCAAGGAUGUGUUCAGCAUAGCAAUGUAAGUAGUUGUUGGUGGUUUAUUAAGGCUACAACAUGACUUUUGGAAAAAUUUUACUGUACAUCAACAUAGCUGU
Molecule: messenger RNA, 2297 nt
Organism: Amaranthus tricolor (Joseph's coat)
Lineage: Eukaryota; Viridiplantae; Streptophyta; Magnoliopsida; Caryophyllales; Amaranthaceae
Product: serine/threonine-protein kinase PCRK1
Exons: 4
Coding region: 356-1747 (463 amino acids)
Biological process (GO): protein phosphorylation
Molecular function (GO): protein kinase activity; ATP binding
Source: RefSeq, a predicted model, not a curated record